UUGGACAUCGCGUUUUUAAAAGAAAAAUAAUAUAUUUUUAUUGCAAUGAAUACGUUACUAUGGUAACGAAGAAUAGAUAAAUUUAUAAAAUGAUGUAAGAGAAUUGUCUCUCUCUGAUUGGUCAGAGAAUGGUGCAAGUGUUUCAUACCCAGUACUUAGCGGAGCAUUUUUCAAAGAUUACAAUUUCAGCACAGCGACGGAACGUCCUCAGAUAUGUUAGUUUAAACAUCAAAUAAUGAUGGAAUUCCUUUCAAAAAUCGAAGAAAUGAAAAAAUAUAAUAAAGUGAUUAUAAAAGACCAAAAUUGUCUUUGUUAUAUAUCUUGCUUGAAAAGCUAGGAGAACGGUUGUAGGAGCACGCGAGGCGAGGGUCGCGCGCGAGUUCUCGCUGCCUCGUGAGUACUGUAGUCAAGCCACAGGGAGCCCUCACAUCCGUUUAGAAUAUGAAUAAAAGAUUAACCUACCUUUAUCUUGCGUGUUUUGUGUUUUGUAGCGGCCAUUUUGAAUUUUUACUACGUGCGCGGUCUGCUAGUGCGAGGUCUGGAACCGAAAAUACGGAAAUCUUGGAGCUCUAAGAAAAUGACAAGGGCACUUUAUUAUCCGCGGUAAGCGAUCGGAUCCUCCGAGAAUUUGCGAAUUGUCCCGCGCGUCCCAGACUUCGCGCCCCAUCCCAGACUUUCGGUUCCAGACUUUGCACUAGCAGACCGCGUAUUAAAAAUUCAAAAUGGCCGCCACAAAACAAAAAACACGCGCCAAACACGCGCGAUAAAGGUAGGUUAAUCUUUUGUCCAUAAUCUAAACGGAUGUGAGGGCCCCCUGUGGUCAAGCACAGUGUAUUCCCAUCUUGAUUUUUCUUAGUUCUUUCAAAAAUGAACGGACGCCAUUAGUUUUUCCCAAGCUUGCAGAUUGUUGAGAAUGUCUCCGUCACAAGGACGUGGUUAAAUCCUUUACGUUUAACAUUCAUGCAGGUAUUCUGCCCAACCAUCCGCCAUCUGAGAGCCUGAGAACCCUGCUUGCUUUUCUGUCUGUUUUCAAAGUCCGCCGAUUUUUCGAAGCUACGCUAUCGCGCAUCCCUCUAACACUUCCAUCAAUGUAGAAUAGUGGGAAAAAAGACCGCGUUUAGGGAUUCAUUGGAAAAGUAAACAAUAAGGUCUUCAUAACGUGGUGGGCUACUUCUCGCUUUCAUUUCAUCGCAAAAGUUCUGUAUUUGCUGUAACGGUAAGGCGCAUGCGCGGAGCUGCUUAUGGAGAGAUGGCACUUGACUUCGAAGGCACGAACCGAAACCACGGUUUGUCAGGAGCGACACGUAGUUGUACGAAGUUCAAAAAUAAAGGGCACUUGGGUCAAAAGUAUGCUUGGAUCCUUGAAAUUUUUCCACGCAGCCUUCAGUGUCAACGUAUCUUGAAUGUUAUUGAGAGUUUCCUUUACACAAUUUUGCUAGAGGGUUUGCUAAUCAUCUGCUGUAUUAUGUUUGGUUUGACAAGCCGCUUGACAUGAUUUGUUGUUAUGAUAUUUGCAUGAGUGUUCUUUGACGUGAAAUCGUGUUUGGCUAGCAAGCCCUAGCAGGGCAGUUUGCGUGGCUCGGUGCAGUGCCAACUGAAAAAAAAUUACCUGAAAAGAGAUGGAAUUAAUUAACACGCUCAGGGGUCGAUUUUGAAUUAACUAAUUCGAAAUAGAAUGUAUUUUUGCAACAUUAAUGUUGUUUAUUGGCCUUGAGCCUAUAAAGGAAGUUUAACUUUAUCGUUUCCCACGGCAAACAAGCUGACAUCAUGCUGUGCCUAGCGCUGAGACAAGGGCACGCGAUGGUCAUUGACGUCGCUAUCGGUUUUGAAGCGGGGAGGAGAGCAGAGAGAAUGGAAUAGAUCUUCUCGUGCAGGGCGGAAAUUUCGAAGAAGAGCUCUAAAUGGUACAUUUUCUUUAAAAGUAAAGCGACGUUAUAGGCAUUCGAUGUAUUUACACAGCAGUAUUUUUGCAAGUUAGAAUGUGAGUAAGUUUCAUUAUGGGGAAAGUUGACCUCACUAACCCCUCCCCCUCACUGAGCUAUUCGGUAAAUUGGUGCGCGGCAACAAAAUUGCGUGAAGCUGCCUUUGAAAUGAUUCCAACAUACUAACACUAAACUUAAUUCUUUAACGACCAAGAAUUUCUUUCAGAUGGUCUUCUCGGAAGUUUAUCUUUUAUCAGUUAAUCAGGUAUUUUGACGGGGCAGUAAUUCAUUUUUUCAAGUUUAAUCAUUGCCACCUACUGUGUUGGUAUUUUUGUCGUCAAGGAAUAAAAGGAGGGCGAAAAAAUGUCAAAAAAUAUGGCGGACUUGUUUACGAGAAAGCAAAGCUUGUCGUCCGAGUAAUUUUACGCAAGUUUGCCCUCUCAACGGAUAAAGCCGUGUCAGCAAUUAACUUGGUGAUCUAGACAAGCACAAAGAACUAUCUUUUUUUAACACCAGAUGUCAUUAAAACACAAUAAGAUGUUGCACCUUCAGUCUUUCAUUGUAUUGUUAAUUUUUCUUCGGUCUUAAUGAGUUUUCAAACAAUCGGCAAAACUCCCAAGCGCUCUGAGAAAUAACCCACCCUUUAUUUAUCAGUGUAUGAUUACUAAAAUGUAAUUAACUUUUCGCUCUUAGUCUGCAAAAAGUUAAGGUUUUCUCGUAUUGCCCUGGCGCUGAUCAGUGAAAUACGUAUUGGACGCCUGUCUGCAUAUUCAAACCUGGGUUAUGGGAAGUGAGCGUGUCUGCGUCGAGGAAGGAGGUCAUACGAUCGGUUUUGGUGUUAAGUUUUCUUGGUACGGAAUAAAUAUCUUAACCGAACCACUAAGGGAGUGGCUAAUGAAACCUAUUGGAUAUAGGUAGAAAUUUUCUGCAUGGUACAUCAGUAGAGGAAAAAAAAUCUCAGUGACAUGGCAGCGCAAUUUUCAGACGGUUAGACAAGCUCUCUGAUAAAACAAGCAUUGUAUUGUGGCCGCGACGAUCGACGCCAGCCUGAAAAGGGCAAAUUAUAGCCUUGUAUGCUCAGACGGGAGUAAUAUUUCGUUGUUGCUUAUUGUGCUACAGCAAAGAACAUGCGACUUAAGUAAACCGAUAUUUUUUGUCAUCUUAGGACAAUAAUUUGCACACUUUUUUCCAACUUUGAUUGAUAGAAGGGAUUGUUAAAGAUACUCAAAUGGCCCUAGCACAACAUCCUUUUGUCUACCUUGUUUUUUUUUUUUUUCGCAAGCCUUCAAUGUCUGUGCAUAGUUAUUAGUUUGUGAAGGUUGUAAUUUUAAUUUAAACAACGCUAUGAAUUGAAUUCCUUUGGAGAUAAGAAUAAUGUAUAAGAAAAACAUAUUAAUUGGAAUCUAAUUUUGCGAUGACUAGUUGUAACGCUUUACAGAAUGAGAAUUGUGAAGAGUCCGUAAUUGCGGCAAGCGAUUAGAAAGGAUUCAAUUGUACAGUGCUCAAUUAGAUCCCCUUUGAAAGAUAAACAAAAAAGCAUGUUAACUACGGUUAAAGACAGUGGCGACUAAUUCUCUGUUUGUCUUAACCUAUUAUCAUGGCUUCCCUUCGGAUUCGGAGUGAAUUGAAGUAAAAAUCGAUAAGGUAUGUGACUGUGAAGUUCAACGGCAGACCUUGACAAUCUUGCUGAAUUAAAACCUGACUCUCAUUUGCAUAGAUAAAACCUUUGUAGUCCGCCGCAUAACCCAAAUAAAGCUUUUGGCUGCUAUUUAACAGUUGUCAUUUUUGUUCGCCAUUUUAGGUCAGCUAUUCACACUUUUUUCAAUGAAAACUUUAUAGGUUUGCUGUAAGUGUCGUUUUUUCCUUGAUGAAUCUAUAGAAGUGUCACUUCCUUUUUGUCUCAGCUAAAUCAAACAUGUCUUGCUCUUCUGAAAACGGCAUUGUAACAAUUCUAUUGUUCACCAAAACAAGCUCGAAAAUGCAUUUUACUCGCGAAGUGGAACAUUUUCGAAGAACAAAAUGGCUGAGGGGUUCCUCCUGUACGCUAUUGAUCUUACUCAAUUAAAAGCCUAUUAAAAUGUCGGUUUUAGAAGAGAAGACACCUGCAUGUGAUAAACUUUAUUGAUCUGAGUAGUAUCAUCCGCGGAACGACAAAAGAAAUAAACACAGACAAAGUUCAAAAAACCUUUUUUGCCGCCAGCGAUAUUUUGUGAUUUUCGUGUUCGUAGUUUGAAUGGCACAUGUCAGAAGAUAAUUACAAUGCAACACAAAAAGGGUUUCAAUGAAACCUCUUUUCCAUGGACAUUUCGGCGACCGGAAAUGAUAACAGAACAAUUGUAUCAUUGGCUCCAGCGACCCGGAAGUUCUCGGUGCUUGAAUGAAAACUGGGACCACUGCAAAAUCCCAAAGAAUGCACAGAUGAGCUCGUCAAGUACAAACAUGGGCGAAGCGUAUUUUGCUGAGAAAAUCGACGCCGAAAUGAAGACAUUUCCUUGGCACUAUCCCGAACAAUACAUCUUGUCUGACUUUAUUCCAAGUCCUUGCAAUUUUCCUGUGGAGUUCGAUGGUCCUAGCUUGAAAAUCGAGGGUACAGAAACAUUGGAUCCAGACUCGCGGCCACAACAGCAACAGGAAGAGCUCGCACAGUACUCUCCAGAUCCGCCCGAAAAUUUGAUGGUCAAUGUUCCCACGGACGAGGCAGGCGAAGACUUCCCAGAAUUCGUUGAUCCUCUUACACCAGUCAGCCCCAGGUUUCCUCCUCACGCGCUUAUGAAUUUAUCGCCUCCGCAUGUGACGUCACCAAGCACGAACGAGUUUCGCGGAGAUUACAAUUUCAGGAUGGUUCUGGAAACACAGCCCAAGAAAGUUGCCAAUCCAGACUGGAUUUACUCAGUACACCAGAAGAAACUGUACAUCAAAUCAAAGACGCCAUGUCCUGUCAGAUUUUUGACUACAGGUCCCCCUCCUUCUGGAGCGUUCAUACGCGCCAUGCCGGUAUUCAGACAACCUGAGCAUGCUAAAGAUGUGGUUCGCUGCUGUCGAAAUCACACCGCUGAACAUACUGGCUCUCCUGCUACAGGUCACUUCCUCCGUUGUGACAACCAAGAGGCUGAGUAUGAGGAAUGUCCUCAAACCACAAGGCACUCUGUAAGGAUACCACUCCGCGGACCAGCUUCAGCUGAAGACGCUGACGAGCUUGGAGUCCAUGAACUGUUCUACUUUAUCUGUAAUAACUCCUGUGGCGGCUUGAACAGGAGACCAAUUCAGAUCAUUUUUACCCUGGAAGAUUUGUCAGGUAAUGUGGUCCUGGGGAGAUGUUACGUCAAUGUCAGAGUCUGCGCAUGUCCAGGACGAGACUCUAAACAGGAAAUCGAGGCGAUUAACCGCGGGCCAGGCAAAAAACCGCGCGGUAAAUCCAAAGCAAGUGUAAAUGAUCUACAGUGUCUUGGUCCAAAGAUGUCUAAAGAAGACAGUACCGUGUACAACCUCAAGAUCUGUGGAUUCAAUAAUUACCUUAUGAUGAAAAGGAUUGCCAUCGCACUGGAAUUGUUCGCAAACAUGGAGAAUAAGUUUACUACGAUGGAGCCCCAGGACCUGGAGAUGCCAGACUUUACAGAAUACACUCCAGAGGAUCAAGACAACUCCGAACCUGAUUCGACUUUAGUCAAGCCUUCAGUGUCCGAGUCACCUCCGCCACCGAUCAUCGUCAACCAGGAGUCUUUCUUAGUUCCAUCUCACACGGAAAACUGGUACCCAGCUGUCCCACAAGACCAAGCGAGCCAACCACAUCAGCCCCCACAGUACCCCCAACAGUGCUUUACAUACAGGCGUAAAACGUCUUUUGUUAUAUUUAAGAAAGACUGACAAAUCUAUAAUUCGAUGCGAGAUAGAGAUUUUUAACUGUAGACUGAAAUCUUUGGAAACAAUCCAAAGCAAAGAGUGUAACCUACUCGCUGUUCUUUCAUGCGUAAAACAUUAACAAACGUAAGAUUUUUACGAAUUAUUUUUGUAUCUGUCAUGGAUCGAUAAAAUAGAUGACCUUAUCUUAGCCAAACAGAAUACGACUUUUCUAACAGCAGCUGAAAGGAGGCAGGUUCCCAAGAGAUUAACGAGCUUUUACAAUCCAGCCUUUCAAGGACCCUAGUUCAGUUCGCCUCCGCCAUUUUCGAUGACAUCGAAAUUAGUGAAGCGAAAUCUUAUUGCUUUACUGUAAGCUGUGUUC
Molecule: messenger RNA, 6144 nt
Organism: Orbicella faveolata
Lineage: Eukaryota; Metazoa; Cnidaria; Anthozoa; Scleractinia; Merulinidae
Product: cellular tumor antigen p53-like
Biological process (GO): regulation of transcription by RNA polymerase II; apoptotic process
Cellular component (GO): nucleus
Molecular function (GO): DNA-binding transcription factor activity, RNA polymerase II-specific; RNA polymerase II cis-regulatory region sequence-specific DNA binding
Source: RefSeq, a predicted model, not a curated record